AUGUCGGCCCAGCUUGAGAAGGUUUCUCAGGAGGUCGCAGAGCACCGGAAUCUCUUUGCCUUGAAGGCCGACCAGGCUGACAUUGGCCAGAUGCGCUCGCAACUGGGGAGCCUGGGCCACGGCCUGGCGCAGAAGGUGGAUCAGCUCGAUCGCGAGACCUCAGAGUUCAUGACCACUGCCAUGCAGAAGAUCACCAGAAUAGGCGAGCAGAUGGAGCAAAAGGCCACCAGUGGCCGCCUGGACCAGCUCGACGAACGGCUCAACAAGGUCCUCCACAGCCUGGAGCGGAAAGCGGAGGACAUGGCCCUUCGGCGCCUUGAAGAGCAGGUGAUCAUCUUCGGGGAGUGUGUGGAGGGCAAGGCAGAGCGCAACGACCUCCAGAAGGCCCAGGAGCAGCUGCAGGAGCUAACAGUGGCCCUGGAUCCCAAAGCCGAACCAUGGCCGCCCUUCGUUUUCCAGGGGGAGGUCUUCGGGACAAAGCUGACCUUGAGGCUGUACGAAAGCGCUUGGAGGACCGGCACUGAGCCACUAACAUUGGAGGCGCGGAUGUAG
Messenger RNA from Symbiodinium natans, 552 nucleotides. Lineage: Eukaryota; Dinophyceae; Suessiales; Symbiodiniaceae. The record is from the annotation of a GenBank genome assembly.